UACCUUACCCUUUCCCCGUUGCUUGGUGCCAAGAAAUUUGGGGCAUUUGAUAAAUAAAAUGGGUAAACUUAGUAUUGGUAGUGUGUAGCUAGUUUAUAAAUUUUUAGGUACAAAUAUACAAAAAAAAAACGUUCUUGAAAACCAUAAGAAGUGAGUAACAUUAGAGAAAAAAAAUAGGAGGCAGAGCAGAGCAACACAUGGAAGAUUUUGAAAAAAAAUUAUCAAUAGGUGAACCCAUGGCCGAAGAUGGUAGCCAUGGCACCUCCGCCUAUGAUUCCUCAACAACAAUCGUUAAUUUGCUUUGUAAAUUUCUCGCCGUUCAGCAGCGUCGGGCCGAAGCCUAUUCCAACCUCAAAAGGUUUCUCUUUCCUUCUGCUCUUACCAUUUUUUUUUCUUUCUGCAUCUCAUUUUCCGUUCCUUUUUUUGAAGAAGAGAUUUCUUUGAUACAAGGGAUUUUCAGAGUAUAUGAUUUCGGGAAAUGAAUUUGCCUAUCAACAGCUUUGCAGUGACAUUACAUUGGAGUUCAAUAACUGCUCUAAACAAGUUGUUCAGGUCAUUGAAAUGGAGUCCCUAUUUCAGAAUUCUGAGUACGAUCGAGUUGAUUUAGCUAAGCUUUUGAGAUCUGUUCAAGAACAGGAAAAGCAGAAACUGAAUUUGGUACUAAAGAAGGCUGGUCGGCCAUCAGAACGUUUGGUGAGCCAUGCGGAUUGCAAAUUUGAGAAACCAAUGGAGCAUGAGUGUGUGCAUGUCCAUGAGAUUACAGAAGCUGUUGGGACUGAAGAGGCAGAAGCAGAUGCCAUGUAUGAUAAAGAACUGAAGGAGGCCAUUAGAGGAUUACAGGAUGUUGUGAUUGCUAUAAACGAGCAUUUGGAAGAGUCCAGUAAACAAACUCGUGACACAUCCUUGGCACUAAAGUGAUGGACAAAAACAAGCAGUUGAUUAUUUUCUCUUUGGAAGCAUGAUGGUUAUCCAUUAAGGUCAAUGGUUGACUUUGCAAGCGACAUAGAUGGGUCUUCGAUUUUAGCUGUUAGUAGCUUGGCGUUUCAUUCAAAGCGAGCGACCAAGGGAUAUUUGAAGAAGUAUUACAUGGUGACCUAGACUUUUCAACAGACCCAUGGCCUAGUAUUUCUGAAGGUGCCAAAGAUUUAGUAAGGAAAAUGCUUAUUCGAGAUCCCAAAAGGCGGAUAUCUGCACAUGAUGUUUUGUGCCAUCCCUGGGUUCGAGUUGGUGGUGUGGCUCCUGACAAGCCUCUCGAUUCUGCAAUAUUAAGUCGAUUGAAGCAAUUCUCUGCAAUGAACAAGCUCAAGAAAAUGGCUAUUAGAGUAAUUGCAGAGAGCUUAUCUGAAGAAGAAAUUGCUGGCCUAAAAGAAAUGUUCAAAAUGAUAGACACUGAUAGUAGUGGUCAAAUCACUUUUGAAGAACUUAAGGCUGGUUUGAAAAGAUUCGGAGCUAAUUUUAAGGAAUCUGAAAUUUAUGAUUUAAUGCAAGCAGCAGAUGUAGAUAACAGUGGAACAAUUGAUUAUGGAGAGUUUGUAGCAGCCACUUUGCAUUUAAACAAAAUUGAGAGAGAAGAUCAUUUGUUCACAGCAUUUUCCUACUUCGAUAAAGAUGGAAGUGGCUACAUUACUCAAGACGAGCUUCAACAUGCUUGCGAGGAGUUUGGUGUAGAGGACAUCCGCCUAGAAGAAAUGAUGCAAGAAGUUGAUCAGGAUAAUGAUGGGCGCAUAGAUUAUAACGAGUUCGUGGCGAUGAUGCAGAAAGGAACUAUUGGUGUUGAAAGUAGUAACUUUUCACUAUGUUGAAUAUUUAAGACUCCUUGAAUACGUAAAGAACAUUUUGUUGUUGAUGACAGUGUUGAAUGUUUUAAACUAAUUUGUGGAUUGUUAAUACAAUGUUGAAUGUUUUUA
Molecule: messenger RNA, 1907 nt
Organism: Humulus lupulus (European hop)
Lineage: Eukaryota; Viridiplantae; Streptophyta; Magnoliopsida; Rosales; Cannabaceae
Product: calcium-dependent protein kinase 1-like
Exons: 10
Coding region: 1158-1802 (214 amino acids)
Biological process (GO): peptidyl-serine phosphorylation; intracellular signal transduction; protein autophosphorylation
Cellular component (GO): nucleus; cytoplasm
Molecular function (GO): calcium-dependent protein serine/threonine kinase activity; calmodulin binding; calcium ion binding
Source: RefSeq, a predicted model, not a curated record